Pan troglodytes (chimpanzee) is the source of this 2447-nucleotide messenger RNA. RefSeq names its product keratin 85 (gene KRT85). Gene Ontology annotation, molecular function: structural constituent of skin epidermis. NCBI's taxonomy places the organism in Eukaryota, Metazoa, Chordata, Mammalia, Primates, Hominidae. Gene Ontology annotation, cellular component: keratin filament. The record is from RefSeq and is marked provisional. Gene Ontology annotation, biological process: intermediate filament organization; keratinization.
AGAAGGAUCCUGAGCCUCGCACUCUGCCGCCCGCACCACCUUCCGCUGCCUCUCAGACUCUGCUCAGCCUCACACGAUGUCGUGCCGCUCCUACAGGAUCAGCUCAGGAUGCGGGGUCACCAGGAACUUCAGCUCCUGCUCAGCUGUGGCCCCCAAAACUGGCAACCGCUGCUGCAUCAGCGCCGCCCCCUACCGAGGGGUGUCCUGCUACCGAGGGCUGACGGGCUUCGGCAGCCGCAGCCUCUGCAACCUGGGCUCCUGUGGGCCCCGGAUAGCUGUAGGUGGCUUCCGAGCCGGCUCCUGCGGACGCAGCUUCGGCUACCGCUCCGGGGGCGUGUGCGGACCCAGCCCCCCAUGCAUCACUACCGUGUCGGUCAACGAGAGCCUCCUCACGCCCCUCAACCUGGAGAUCGACCCCAACGCACAGUGCGUGAAGCAGGAGGAGAAGGAGCAGAUCAAGUCCCUCAACAGCAGGUUCGCGGCCUUCAUCGACAAGGUGCGCUUCCUGGAGCAGCAGAACAAGCUGCUAGAGACCAAGUGGCAGUUCUACCAGAACCAGCGCUGCUGCGAGAGCAACCUGGAGCCACUGUUCAGUGGCUACAUCGAGACUCUGCGGCGGGAGGCCGAGUGCGUGGAGGCUGACAGCGGGAGGCUGGCCUCAGAGCUCAACCAUGUGCAGGAGGUGCUGGAGGGCUACAAGAAGAAGUAUGAAGAGGAGGUGGCCCUGAGAGCCACAGCAGAGAAUGAGUUUGUCGUUCUAAAGAAGGACGUGGACUGUGCCUACCUGCGGAAAUCAGACCUGGAGGCCAACGUGGAGGCCCUGGUGGAGGAGUCUAACUUCCUGAGGCGCCUCUAUGAAGAGGAGAUCCGCGUUCUCCAAGCCCACAUCUCAGACACCUCGGUCAUAGUCAAGAUGGACAACAGCCGAGACCUGAACAUGGACUGCAUCGUCGCUGAGAUCAAGGCUCAGUAUGACGAUGUUGCCAGCCGCAGCCGGGCCGAGGCUGAGUCCUGGUACCGUAGCAAGUGUGAGGAGAUGAAGGCCACAGUGAUCAGGCAUGGGGAGACCCUGCGCCGCACCAAGGAGGAGAUCAACGAGCUGAACCGCAUGAUCCAGAGGCUGACGGCCGAGAUUGAGAAUGCCAAGUGCCAGCGUGCCAAGCUGGAGGCUGCUGUGGCCGAGGCAGAGCAGCAGGGUGAGGCGGCCCUCAGCGAUGCCCGCUGCAAGCUGGCUGAGCUGGAGGGCGCCCUGCAGAAGGCCAAGCAGGACAUGGCCUGCCUGCUCAAGGAGUACCAGGAGGUGAUGAACUCCAAGCUGGGCCUGGACAUCGAGAUCGCCACCUACAGGCGCCUGCUGGAGGGCGAGGAACACAGGCUGUGUGAAGGUGUGGGCUCUGUGAAUGUCUGUGUCAGCAGCUCCCGUGGUGGAGUCUCCUGUGGGGGCCUCUCCUACAGCACCACCCCAGGGCGCCAGAUCACUUCUGGCCCCUCAGCCAUAGGCGGCAGCAUCACGGUGGUGGCCCCUGACUCCUGUGCCCCCUGCCAGCCUCGUUCCUCCAGCUUCAGCUGCGGGAGUAGCCGGUCGGUCCGCUUUGCCUAGUAGAGUCAUGGAGCCAGGGCUUCCUGCCAAGCACCUGCCUGCCUGCAUCACUGCACUGAAUGGCAUGUGAAUGGAAAAUGUGUGCUUGCUUCCAGAAUCUUCUGGAUGUUCCUACAGAGGGAAAGACCUACAGAGGGAAAGACCCUCGGGCCGCUCCCCUGCGCCUUUUCAUGCUAGGGAGAUGCAUCCUAGUUGUCCUCCUGGCAGCUGUUUUCAGAGGCAUUCCCAGCCCUCCACUUAACUCCUACUUAGCUCCAAAAUACCUGUAGCCAAUUUGUAUUAUUCCCCCAGCUCUCAGGGACAAGACCAGUCCCCCAGCGUGGUGGUCAGCACGGAAGCUCCACCUUCUGGGUGGAGGCGCCAUCCUAACCAUCCAGCCAGGCCACCCACAACCCGAGAAUCAGGGAGAAAGUCCCUCCCCAGCAGCCCCCUCAUCCUGGCUGGGAAGAAUGGUCCCCCAGCAAGCACUUGCCUGUUCAUUCCCAUUCAUGUUUUGCUUCUCUCUCAGACUGCCUUCCUGCUUCUGGGCUAACCUGUUCCAGCCAGGCUCCUCAUGUGACCUCGCAGUUGAGAAGCCCAUUAUCCUGGGGCAUCCUUUUGCCUACAGCCCCUGGUUAGGGCACUUUGGACAGGUCUUGCUAUUCAGUGCACCUUUGUACAUUUCAAAGAAGACUCCAUGGCUGCUCCAGAUGCCCCCUUGCUGGGUGCAGGUGGGGACUGUCCAAUGCAGAGCUGGCGGGACAGAGAGUUAAGCCACUUCCUGGGUCUCCUUCUUAUGACUGUCUAUGGGUGCAUUGCCUUCUGGGUUGUCUCGAUCUGUGUUUCAAUAAAUGCCGCUGCGAUGCAA